AUGCAGCGGCUGAAUAAAGACGACAACCUUAUACAAUCCCCUUUUGGAAUGGAUAAAGAUUCGGCCGAAUGGGAUGAUUUGGUUGUUGGCCAUGAACUUGAUUGGUUGGCUGUGGAGGCUUCCGAGACACCCAAGGAAGAUAUAUCCAAUAAACAGAUAUCUAUGGGAGGCACAUCAAAAGAAAUCCGUCAGAAGAGUUACAUCUGGCAUAUUACAGGACAGCAUGAAGAUGCUACGGCCGGUAAAGACGAGGCAAGUGAAAACCUCCUCUUUCGCAAUAGAAUUCGUCUAUCUCCUUUGACUGGUCAUUAUCCCAAUAAUGAAAUGGAACCGGAGGAUUGUCAGUCUUGGCAAGGUGAACGAGUCAAAUUCCGUCUUAAAGCCAAGGGUCUAGGUGCGGCAAUAUCUCACGCAGUGGAGACUCUUUUCCCCGAUUCUACAAUUAAGGAGCCCAUUUAUUUGAAAGUUAAAGUUAUGGUAAAGAAUAUUAUGUCUCCAAUACUUGCGCCUGAAGAAGUUGAUCCUUCUCAGCUUGAAGAAGCUGCUCUUGACCAAUCUCUGGAAACUAUCUCCAUCAAAAUGAUGCCACCAAAUGGCUUAGAUCAUGUCAACUGGAGAACCGACUCCUCACAGCUGGAAGCAGCUCUGGGACUUUGGUAUUGGUCUAUGACUUCCAAGAAAGAGACUCAUGAUGAGAUUGUUUCCUCUCUCAUCCUCAAACGCAACAAAAAGAUGUUCAAGAUUAUAUCCGCUUCUUCCGGAGACCAAGAGUGGGAUAAGUCCAUCGAGGCAGAUAUGAACCUAUGGCAAGGGUCUAGCCACCUCAAAUAUGACAAGCUGUCGUUGAGGGUAAAUAAGAGGAAUAAAUACAGUCUCGCUGAUUUUUGGUUUCCGAUCGGAGACUAG
Molecule: messenger RNA, 906 nt
Organism: Trichoderma gamsii
Lineage: Eukaryota; Fungi; Ascomycota; Sordariomycetes; Hypocreales; Hypocreaceae
Exons: 1
Coding region: 1-906 (301 amino acids)
Source: RefSeq, a predicted model, not a curated record